Messenger RNA from Phytomonas sp. Hart1, 972 nucleotides. The record is from the annotation of a GenBank genome assembly. Lineage: Eukaryota; Euglenozoa; Kinetoplastea; Trypanosomatida; Trypanosomatidae.
AUGUUGCUGUGCGGGGUGCGGCCUGGUACGCCGUUUGCCAGGCUCUACUGCAGCCUCUUGGGCCAGCUCGCCGCGCGCGCCCCCCCGUCCGACGAGGCGGGCGCGAAACGGCCAUCGGCCCCGUCCCUCGCGGAUGCGCCCCGCACGCCCUCAACUGGGGGGGCCCUCCCGCGGUCGCGCGCGAAGGCCUCAGGCGACGCAGGGUCCCCCUUUUCCCCCUCCCCCGGGACGGGGCUGUCACAGACCCCUCUGAGGCUUCUUCGGUCGCACCGCGGUCAUGGGGAGCCGGAUCUCGACACCGCGCGUUCGGACCCCCAUGCCAUGAGAGCGGAGCCGAAGAAGCCCACUUCCGCCUUGCCGGAGACGCACCUUGACACUCGGUACACCCCAUUGCCCCCCAUUUUCGAAUCCAGCUCAUUGCCGCCAGUGUCUGCUGUCAACCCUCCCCCGGGAUUCGCGAUUUCGGAUAUUUCUUUGGCUUCUUUCCCCGGUGCGAGUGGGUCGUCCUUGAAGAAAGUUGAGGUUUCUCAAGCCUUUUUACCCAUGGGGAAUGGAAGCCUUCGGGGCCUUGAGGAUUUAACCAGCCUUUGCACCUCAGUGUGGAGCAGCCACGAGCGGGGUGGCGUCGGAGUGAGCUCAAGAAACGAAUCAAACACGGGUUCUUCGUACAUGCCACCACUCGAAGACCUAUGCAGCUGCCCACAGAAUGCACCAUGCACAUCGGAACCAACGACAAUGGCUGAAGUCGCAUCUGAAGCCUUCAAAACGAGUCUUAAUAAUGAGAAAGGAUCUAUUACUGAUAAGCUAUCAGUAAUUAAACGCACAAACUAUAGUAAUUUUGAUCGUCCACCCUCUUUGAAUACACUGCGGGGUCGAGAUUUUAGAACAGACAGACAAGAUCAUAAGCUUGAUCCGGUUGUUGUUCUGUCAUUAGGUCCUAUUUUUCCAAAUAUCGGCAAGCACGUAGCCUGA